CCUCUGCUGCUCUCUAGCGGGGAGAUGAAAAACUACAUCUCCUCCCAUAAUGCACCUCCCCUCUAUAUACCCACAAUCCCCCGCGGCAAGCUCUCUGCACCAGUCAAGAUGGCGGACAGACCAGUUGCAGUAGCUGAGAAGCGUCUGAUGGACGUGAAGCUGGGCGAGCUGGGAUCCUGGCUCGGAGGUCGAGACUUCACUCCUAACGGCAUCAUCUCCUCCAUCCGCAGAGGUCACGACAGAUACUACAACAAGUACAUCAACGUGAAGAAGGGAGGCAUCGGGGGCGUGGCCAUGCUCGUGGUCGGCUACGUGGCUAUCAGCUACCUGUGGGAGUACGACCACAUCAAACACGACCGCUGGAGGAAGUACCACUGAGCCUCAGCAGACCUUCAGGGGCGGAGUCUGUCUGCGCCCCUCUUUGUGUUCAGAUGUGACUGUGACCAAUAAACUACACCCAGAUUUAUUGAUGA
This is a messenger RNA of Notolabrus celidotus (New Zealand spotty), 473 nucleotides long. It is a transcript of the gene atp5mf, whose product is annotated as ATP synthase membrane subunit f. The transcript has 4 exons. The record is from RefSeq and is a predicted model, not a curated record. The coding region runs from base 25 to 378 and encodes 117 amino acids. Lineage: Eukaryota; Metazoa; Chordata; Actinopteri; Labriformes; Labridae. Gene Ontology annotation, molecular function: proton-transporting ATP synthase activity, rotational mechanism. Gene Ontology annotation, biological process: proton motive force-driven mitochondrial ATP synthesis.